ACAAUUUUCCUUCAUUUUUUCCUUCCAUUAAGCCGAAAAUGGGAAACGAAUCCUCGGUACCGAUUCACUAUGGAACAAAGCUACUAAAUGAUAUAAAUAUCGCGUGGAAAAAGCUAGAAAUGGACGCCAAAUUGCCAUCUCGAGAUGGACAUUGUGCCGCCGCCAUGGCGAACAAACUAUACGUGUUUGGCGGAGUUCGUUGGCUUUCUGAUAUCGGCGAAGCAGCAGAAUCCAACGAGAUUCUUGUUUUCGACGCUGAUUCUCACACGUUGAACAAGAUUGUAAUUGGAGGUCAAGUACCAUCAUCAAGAUCUUCUGCUUCUAUGGCUGGAGUUGGAAGUAAACUGUAUGUUUUUGGAGGACUAAGCAGAGACUAUGGAUGGCUUAAUGAUCUUUAUGCCUUUGACACUGAAACAAAGCAAUGGCAAAAUGUUGCAUAUGAAGGUACUCCUCCAUCUCCACGUGACAAGCUUACAUGUGUUGCUAUGGGAACCAAGAUUCUCUUCUUUGGUGGCUUUGGUCCUGUGGAAGAUACUGAGGCAGACACUUCUGAGCCAGAUCAAGCACAGUUUGGAUGGUUUAAUGAUCUCUUCAGUUUUGACACAGAGAACUGCACGUGGGAAAAACUGACUCCUUCAUUUACUGGAUGUCCAACACCUAGAGCAGCUCAUGGAAUGUGUGUUGUUGGAUCAAAACUUGUUAUCUUUGGAGGCAGAGACAGUGUUGGCAGGAAAAAUGACCUAUACAUUUUGGAUAUGGAAACUAUGGAGUGGAUUUCAACCCAAGCCACAGGACGACAACCAGAGCCUCGUUCAUUUCACACUUGCACUGCUGUGGGCAACAGAGUGGUAGUGUUUGGAGGGAGAAGCCUGGACAAUGCACAUUUUGAUGAUCUUCAUAUAUUCGACACAGACACAAAUGAGUGGCUCCAGCCAUUAUCAUCUGGGGACAAACCAUCUGCCAGGGGGGUACACACAGCAACACUGGUAGGAGACCAGUUCAUAUUGUAUGGAGGUUCUUCUGAUUUUUAUGAAGAAACUAUGCAGUGUCAGGAAUAUUAUGGUGAUGUCCAUCUAAUUGGAAAAGGUAAAUUUGUGUUGCUUGUAGCAUUUUACAGUUUGGCGUUAAUAAUAAACUGCAGUGCUUUCAAAUAAGAUAUUAGUUUCACGCCAGUGAAAUAUAGUCAAAGGAGCGUGACUUACCU
Messenger RNA from Orbicella faveolata, 1204 nucleotides. Its product is annotated as kelch domain-containing protein 1-like. Gene Ontology annotation, molecular function: protein binding. Lineage: Eukaryota; Metazoa; Cnidaria; Anthozoa; Scleractinia; Merulinidae. The record is from RefSeq and is a predicted model, not a curated record.